UCCGAGCUGUCAGUCAUCCGGUGAGGCGCACGUGCUGAUGGAGGCCUGAGGUGAACCUCCGCGCGCGGUGACAAUGAGCUGAAUGCUGAUCGCUGAGCAUCGACAAAGGAGCCCAGUCCAGGGGGUGAUGCAUCGUUUCGUGUUAGCUGGAGAGAACGCGGGGCCUGCGCCGGAGCGCACCGAGCUGUCACCGAACCACACCUCCUCCGACAGACGCGCGGCCCUGCCCUCGCACCAGACCCGGGCGCCUGCCGGCGGCUCGCAGCCCCGGAGAGCCGCGCUGAAACGCAGCCGAGCCGGGAAGGAGGGAGCGGAGGCUCAAGGACGCGGCGUCAGUGGAGAAGGAGCGGAGAUGAUUUCAGCGGCCAGAGACGCGGACGGGAACGGCGGCGACGCGGCCGCGGCCUCUCCGUCUGCGCCAUGCGCCAAAGGUAAAGAGGAGAGGAAGGGGAAAAACGUGAUCCGGGCUUGGAAGAGGGACAGAGACAGGGAGCGGGUGCGGAAGGAGAAGCCUGGCGAUGGCUCGUCUCCUCCUCCUCCUCCUCCUGCUGCUGUCUUCCUCAAGUCGUCCGCCCUGCCCGAGCAUUCUGCGUGCAGAGACGGCUGUCGGUGCGCAGCGCCGGAGCCCAGGAUCGCCGGAGAAAACGGCGGUGCCAAACCAGCUGUGGACUGUGGACUUGAAAGCGACGGAGGCGCUGCCGGUUCCAGGAGGGAGCUUGACGACACGCCGGCUGCCAAGAAGCACAGAGCCGCGGACAAGGUGGAUCCCAUAUUCAGUGUGCCUGCACCCCCAAUUCCAGACUAUCCAGGGGGCCCUGGAGCUUUGCUCCCUUCGGUCUCUUCCUUCUCCCAUCCAGUCUUGCCCACGGCUAUUCCCAAACAGUUGAUGGUAAGGACACGGUCUGUUGGGACCAACACCCAGGAUGGAAGCAUCCCGUGCUCUCUGGAGGGUGACUCGGCCUGCGUUGGCCCCUGCCAGCCUGGGACCAGUGUCAACCUGGAGGGUAUUGUCUGGCAUGAGACUGAAGAAGGUGUGUUGGUGGUUAACGUGACAUGGAGAAAGAGAACUUAUGUGGGAACGCUGUUAGACUGCACCAAACAUGACUGGGCUCCUCCAAGGUUUUGUGAGUCUCCCUCCAGUGACCCUGAGUUGCCAGGAGGUCGUGGUCGGGGGAAACGGAUGCGAUUGGCUAUGAUGGAGAGACCCUGCCUUGAGCAACUGCCUAUUGGCAAAGUGCGAGCCUUAUCACAACACCGAAGCCGUGGAGGGAGUCUGGCUGGAACCACAGCAGCCAUCCACAGCAAGGGACGCAGAGGCAGCCUGAACCUUAUCAACAGCAACUGCCGCACACCUUCAUCUUUCUUCACUGUGGAAAUGGUCAAACCUGUUAACAGUACCUCUUCCCUCCCUACUGCUGGAAAGCGAAAGAACAAACCACCAGCUGACUUGGACCUCAGUCUGGUGUCCUCUGGUGACAUUAAAAAUGGCAACGGGAAAAGGAUACGAGCUAAAUCCCGAAGUGCACCUUCCACACCACAGGGAAAAUCUGACCCAUCAUUCAUGGACCCUGGAGGUGGUUGUGCCUCCUCACCGCCUCCUCCACCCAUCCUCAUUGAUUGCCCCCACCCCAACUGUACUAAGCGCUAUAAGCACAUCAAUGGUCUGCGGUACCACCAAACCCAUGCACACUUGGAGGUAGAGGAACAGAGGAAGCCUGACAUGGAUCCUAUAAAGGAUGGACAAUGUGAGGACCGACUAUCAGAUUGUGAAGAGAUGAUCAGUAAUAUCACAUAUGAUCUCCCAGAAACAAACAGCAGUAGUGGCAACAGCUCCUCUAAGAAACCUGCUCCUCUGUACAAAGUGACCACAGUGGGAUCUCCUAAGAAUAGACGGCUAGUUCUCAGUACUGACCAUAGUCCCCCAGGUAAUUCCAAAACCAGAAGAACUUCACUGCUCAAAGAUGGUCUAAUUGAUGACCUGAGCAAUUUGCCCAUAAUCUCAAACAUGACUGUGGUUCUUGAAAAUUGCAUGGUGCCAGACAGGAACUCCACAGUAGAAAUGCCCAAACUUGAAGCUGAAGGCUUAAUUGACAAGAAGGGAGGUGUGGGUGACAAGGCAAAGAAGGCCUUCGGGAAGGCAGAAAAACUGUCCAAAUCACGGACCAACCGUCUUAUUGCACCGGCACCUGCUCCACCCAAGCUGAUUGCCAUCCCCAACACAACUUAUCCAUCCAGCCCUGUGGAUACUACCACUUCUCAGCAGCCAUCACCCAUAGCUGCUGUGGGUCUUACCAGUAAAAACUUUCCCCUGAAGCCAAUAAAACCAAAGCUGAACAUUGUCCUAGAACCGAGCCUGGUCAAUGCCACCAUGGUCACCUGCAACAAAGAGACACGAAAGAAAGAGAAACGGAGGCUAAAGGCUAAACAUAAAGAUACAACCAUCAGGAUGCCUAAUGGUGACAGUAGUGGAAUCAAAAUCGAUGAUGGUGUUGCACCAUCAAAGUUGGGUGUCAAGGAAAUUUCUGGAAGUCUUCUGAAGGAGCACCUCAGUAAGCAGGAAGUGAUAAACGGGCUAAUGGAGAGCCAGGAGAGCAGGAUGGCAAGUAUACGUGCUGAGGCAGACAAAGUCUACACUUUCACUGACAAUGCCCCUAGUCCCUUGAUUGGUAGUUCAUCACGGCUUGAUGCCAAUGGUGGUUGCCUAACAACAGCAGACUGUAGCAGCAAGAACAACAGCCCUGCCUACUCUGACAUUUCUGAUGCCGGGGAAGAUGGAGGGUCUUCUGAAUGUCGCUCAGAUGGCCUCAGAUCCAAGUCUAGCUCCUCUGCCUCUUCUGAGGCAAGUUCCCACAAUCAUCACAGUAACUCUGGUAAAACACCCCUGUCAGCAUCUGGUUUACCAUCAAAGGAGUCCCAUUCUCCAUACUACCACAGCUAUGAACCCUACUACCUACAGGGGUACAUGCAGCCAGACAGACUCUCAGAGAGACAGAACAACAGUAUUGUUUUCCGUAAAAGCUCCACCCAUGAUAGCAAAGGAAAAGACCGAAAGGAGGAAAUGAAAGAAGAUGACAAAAUGUCCUCCCAUGAUUUAUCAGACUCUAAAAAUAGUGAUGGUUUGCCUCAGUCUCAGCUCCAGCUGGCUAUGAGUCAGACCCAGACUGCCUUGGCUCAGUCGCUGUACUAUGGCCAAUACUCCCGCGGACUCUAUAUGGAUCAGAAACUCAUACUUGGAUCCAAAUGCUGUGACCAGUCACCUGGAGCUAAACCAAGAUGUGACAAGGUGCCAGGAAUGAGAGACGGUGAGAAAAUUAAAAAUAUAGUUGGUUCUUCAGCUGGUGGACCUUUGCUGGGUAAAGGUGCAGACAUCACUAAGGCCUGUUGUCCCAAGCCCAUCCUGUCCUAUGUAGAGAUAAGUGAGAGAGGAGAAAUGGGACAGAGUGUGGGCAUCAAAGCAGUCCAUGGGAGCAUGGUGGAUCUCCACCAGGUCUCGAUGAAAGACUGUGAUGAGAUCAAAUCACCCUCUUCUUCAUCACUCCACAAUCCAGUCAGUCAGUCAGAUCUGGACUCAAAUGUUUCCUUUUCCAGUCCCUCAGACUGCCCAGGCUGGGCUCACCGCCUCGCUCACAGCAAAUACUCAGAGGUACAGAGUCAACACGGGGAGGAAGCCGAGGAGGGUGAAGCUGACAGGGGUAAGGAGUGGGGUGCCGCAAUGGAGCCAGCCAGAGCCAAGGUGACUUCAGGAGUAGACAGAGGAGGAGUCAGUAGUGAUGCUAAAAAAGCCAGGUUCCAUGGAGCCAACAGUCUCUCGCCCACCACUGAAAAGGAGGACUUUGACAGGAUGGAUGGGCUGGAGGAGGAUCAGAGCUUGGAGACAGUGGGAGGGCAGUCUGAGGACUCCCACAAUGCACGAGCAGCAGUGUCUUCUCCCAUGACCAACCAGAAGACCUACAUUCAGUAUCAACACUCCUACCCACCAUAUCUGUCCAUGUGUGAGGGCGGUGGAAGCUCUUACAGAGGGCUGUCUCCAACCCUUGUCCACAACUACCCAGGGUUCCACUACCCUCUGUAUGGUAAAACUGCAGGCAGUGAAGAGGCUGAGGGAUCGCCGUCCAGUAGAGGGAGUGCAAUGAGUGGCGACUCUUCCUCGUCCUCUGUUGUGGAACUGCUGCAGCCACAGAGCCAUCAGUACCUCAGAAAACCUCCUGCUCCUGGUGAGAAGGGUUCCCCUGAGGAAGACGGAGAGACAGAGCAAGAUGGGAGCCAUGUGCCAUUUGCCCGACACCGUCACACACACCUGGGUGUGAGCUACAAUCUGAUGUCAGGACAGUACGGCGUCUACCAAGGUUUGAGUUCUAGGUCUCUUGUCUCCAGUCAACAAAUGGCAGGACACUCCUCGACAGAGAGCGAGGUGAAGAAGUAGGACCGUGUGGCCCCAUCUCACAUGAGGAAUAACAGAUUAAUCAGACAUCAAUUCCAUGGUGUUGAAUCAGCUUUGCCUCGCUGAGAGGCAGUGAACAAAAAGGUUCUUUACUUUGUUUCUAAUGACAGCCUAUUCUCUUUUUUUUCUUUAAUGUGCCACCGAACAAUGAACGUGUUUG
Molecule: messenger RNA, 4601 nt
Organism: Thalassophryne amazonica
Lineage: Eukaryota; Metazoa; Chordata; Actinopteri; Batrachoidiformes; Batrachoididae
Gene: znf608
Product: zinc finger protein 608
Exons: 9
Coding region: 83-4423 (1446 amino acids)
Biological process (GO): regulation of transcription by RNA polymerase II
Cellular component (GO): nucleus
Source: RefSeq, a predicted model, not a curated record